AUGAAACCUAAUUUCUUUUAUAGUAUUUUAUCAAAAAUAUUAUCAAUACCUAAAUUUAAUGGAAAAGAAUUUGUAAGAAUUUUAUCAAGUUCAAAAUUUUUAAAAAAAGAUUCAUUGAAAUGGACUGAAGAAAGAAUUCCUUUUGUUUUUCAGAUUGUUAUUAUAUAUAUAAUUACAAUUUUUAUUUUACAAAAAGUAAUGAAAAAUUAUGAAGCAUUCAAACUAAAAAUUCCAUUAGCAAUUUGGAAUUUAUUUCUUAGUAUAUAUUCUACUAUAAGUGUUUACUACUUGUUUAAUGACUUUUUUGAAUAUAUUUUAAAAUAUAAUAUUACUGGAUCGUGGUGCAUUUUAGGAGAUUAUGAUGAAGGAAUAACAGGUUAUUAUGUAUGGUUAUUUACAGUUUCUAAACUUUUUGAACUUUUUGAUACACUUUUUGUUGUACUUAAAAAAAAACCAUUGCGUUUUAUACAUUGGUAUCAUCAUAUUCUUACAUUGAUAUUCAUUUUUUUUACAUAUAUUCAAAUUCCUGCUUUUGCUAGAUGGGGUGUAUUUUUGAAUACAUUUGUCCAUUCAAUAAUGUAUUUCUACUACUUUGUUAAAUCUCUCAAUAUCAAAGUACCUAAAUUUAUUCCUAUUAUAAUUACAUCUUUACAAAUUAUUCAAUUUAUAAUGAGCUGUUGUGGAAUAAUAAACAUCACCUAUAAACGUCUUUUUACACAAGAUUUUUGUCAUACUAGUACAUUUAUUUUGUCUUUUGCUGCGGUAAUGGAUUUUUCUUAUCUAUUUUUAUUUAUUAAUUUUUUUAUUCAUAAUUAUCUUAUAAAGUAUAAUAUUUCAAAAGUUUCAAAGAAAUUGAAACAAAAUUAA
This is a messenger RNA of Strongyloides ratti, 867 nucleotides long. Its product is annotated as Elongation of very long chain fatty acids protein. Gene Ontology annotation, cellular component: endoplasmic reticulum membrane. Gene Ontology annotation, biological process: sphingolipid biosynthetic process; fatty acid elongation, monounsaturated fatty acid; very long-chain fatty acid biosynthetic process. The record is from RefSeq and is a predicted model, not a curated record. The coding region runs from base 1 to 867 and encodes 288 amino acids. Gene Ontology annotation, molecular function: fatty acid elongase activity. The transcript has 2 exons. Lineage: Eukaryota; Metazoa; Nematoda; Chromadorea; Rhabditida; Strongyloididae.